AUCUUUCAGCUGUGGCAGCUGGAGAAUGAGAUGGUGAUGGUGGGACUGGAGAGCAACGAGGUCAGCCAGCAUCUGAAGAGCCUCUCCCUCGCUCAGGAAGCCCUCAAUGAGGAGAUCGCAAAGAACAACAAGUUUCUCACGUCCAACCAGGCCAAGAUUUCUUCCUUCAAUACACUGAUCGAACAGAGGGAGGCCACCGUUGCCACCUACAACAGAAAGAUCAGUCAAAUCGCAGCCAACACUGGGCAUGAAGACCUAAGUCCUCUGCAAAUCAAGGUAGAGGCAUUGAAGGCUGAGAUCGAGGUGCUGGAAGCGAAUAUCAAGGAUGACCAGCAGCUCUGGAUGAAACGUCAGGGGAUGCUAGUAGGACUGACGCAGGAAAUAGAGGCCAACAGCAAGAACAUGCUCAAACUGCAGAUAGAGCACACUGUCAUGCAGCAGAAGAAAAUACAUUUCAAGAAUCAGAUUGAAGCAGAGCACCAAGAGCAGAGAGAGCUGGAGAAGAACACCAAGAUGCUGAGAGGAGACCUGCUGAAGCUCAACACCAUGCUCAGCAAGAACGGACAGCUCAGCCAGGCACUGGAGCAGGAGAAUGUGCUGAUGGAGUCAGAUUUUCUGAACAGACUUAAGGAGGCAGAGCAGGAGUCAGUGGAGAUCCAGAUGACUUAUGAGAAGACCCAGGAUGAAAAAGAAAGACUCCUCAACAGUCUGGUGGAAGCUGAGUGGCAGAUCAUGCUGUGGGAGAAGAAGAUCCAGCUUGUAAAAGAGACUCGCUCAGCUUUGAACUCUGAGGGGGUCCAGGGAGAAAUCCAGAUGAUGAAGGCUGAGAUACAUCGUAUGGAGGUGCGACUCAACCAACUGAUGAGGCAGCAAGAACGGUUGCUAAAGGAGAGUGAAGCGACAGUGGUGAGGAGGGAGACUAUUGUUCAGCGUAGGGAGGCCAUGGUCCACAGCUCCCAGAAACAGGCUACAAAGGGCGAUCUGAGCCGCAUCGCACAGGGCCUGCGGCGCCGGAUCAAGGAUGUGCACAAGCAUGUGGCUGAGUGUGAGAAGAUGAUCAAGGACCAACAGGAGAGCCAGGGGGAUCUGGCUGACAAGCUUGCAAAGCAGAAGCAGCAGCUGAUAGAACUGUGUGGCACCAGCUACACCCUGGACCCCGAGUUUGUUAAUCUCGAGGACACUAAAAUAAGGAACCUAGCUCACCUGGUGGCUCUACAGAGCCGGACCAAGAAGCUGCAGGGGGUGUGCCAGGGCCGCUACAGAGCUUCGUCCACCAGUGAGUCAGUCAGAGCCGCUCUGCAAACCCAGACUGAACGUGUGCACGCUACCAGCGCCAUCUUGCACAGAGUCUGUGAGGAGUUUCCCCAGCACCAGGGGCCACUCCGCAGGCUAAUGUUAGCAUUGGCAGGUCGUGCUCAGGCCCUAGAUCAGGAGGAAUCCUGAAAGUGUGGGAGACAAUAGAGACAUUACAGUAUAGGAGAAGAAGUGACUAGCAUGACAUUAGUAUGAGAGGGAACACUAAAACAAACUGGAUUCACUGUGGAGGUGGCUCAUCAGGGCACCUCCAGAUGAAUCAGGGAGAGUUGAUUGGCACAGCUGAGGUUAGUUGCCAAUUAACUCUCCCUGGAUUCAAAAGGCAGCAGCAGAGCUGCUACAGAGGAGAGACACACAUGAGAAACAUUAACUGCUGGCCAGUUGAUGUUUGAAGUUCUUACUCAUGAAGCUACGUUUAAACCCGAAUGGUUUGUCUCUGGCUGCUGUUGGGUGAGCCCUGUAGUAACAUCAUUUACCACAGUGACAUGUACUUUAAAGAAAGGUACAAUUUCCACACAAUUUAUUUACUUUUACUAGGGAUAUCCUCAAGUAAAGUGUACUUAUGAGAAAGAAUUGGUAGAUAAAGAAUACUUAAGGCUUUCUGUGAAUUUGAAAUAACUGAGGAGGCAGUGUCACAGGAGUUGGAUGAUGGGAUAAGGUUCCUGGAUACGAAUUCUGGAGAUGGAGGAUUUAUUUUUUCCUCAAUCUUCCUCAAAGAUGUGCAGCACGCUCAAUGAAGUGGAUAAAGCAGCAUCAAAAAGACUGUGUAGAGAAGUACAAUAAGUAAGUAAACAUGAGGGUCUCAGUUCAAUGUGUCACAAGAUGGAGCUCUUAAAAAUAUGGCCGUUUCCAAACUGUUUGGACUUACACAAGAUCAGCUGGGUGACAUCUAAAGAGGACUUGGCUACAUACAUAACAUGACUUUUCUCAGGGAAUAUGUAGCUGUGUUACAAACACUUGCUCAAUCCAUUGAUCGUCUGCAGGGGGAGAAAAAGUGCUAUCUUGAGUUCCUCAUUCCAACCAUCUUAAGCCUCAAGUCUAAGCUCUUUGACAAACUGCCACAUGUGACCCACACAGCCACAUGUGACCCACACAGCAAACAUCACUGCAGUCAUUGAAGCACUUGACAGUCACUUUGGUGCCACGCUGAGCAGCCAUGAUGCAAAAAUGGCAACGACCCCCAUGCCAAGAUUUCACUGUUGUUUCCCAGCAGAGAAGAAAGAGGAUACCUGCAAAACAUUUGUUCAGGAAGCAACAUCUUUGGAAUCCAGAGCACCUCCUGCAGCUGAAAUGAACAGCACCUCUAAGACUGAUGGAUCAGAUCAGGAGUUUUUGUGAUUGGCAGAAAAAACAAAACUGAUAAAAGCGGUUCCUGGAUGACACUAUUAAGACCACAGAUUUUUUACUUCUGGUUAAGUAGCUCUUCAUGAAGAACAACACUACACUUCCCAGAAUGUCUGUUCAGUUAUGGACGUACUCAUCUCAGAGCAUAAUGUCAGAUGAAGCAAG
Messenger RNA from Paralichthys olivaceus (Japanese flounder), 2823 nucleotides. The record is from RefSeq and is a predicted model, not a curated record. Lineage: Eukaryota; Metazoa; Chordata; Actinopteri; Pleuronectiformes; Paralichthyidae.